AUGGGCAAACAUGGUCGAUCUGGACUGGUGAUUCACGAGUACGGCUUCACCAUAAACGGUGGUAGGUUCAACGUAGACUCAAAGUACCAGCCCAUACGCGCAAUUGGACAAGGUUCCUACGGGGUUGUGUGCUCCGUACGGAACACCGAGACAAAUGAAAAGCUGGCCAUCAAAAAGAUCACGCCCAUGGCUGACGACGAAUGGGAUGCUACCCAUACACUUCGGGAGAUUCGACUCCUACGCUGGCUCGGUAUACAUGAAAACAUCGUUUCGCUGAAGGAUCUAAGCAUGUGCAAGGAGAAAGACGAGUUGUACGUGGUGAUGGAGUUAGCGGACACGGACUUGCAUCGUCUCAUUCAGAGUUCGUGUCGUCUUACCGAAGGCCACAUCCGAGUCAUCAUGUAUCAAAUUCUCUCAGGCGUCAAGGCGAUGCACGACAAUGGUAUACUUCACCGUGACUUGAAACCAGGCAACCUUCUCCUCAACAAAGAUUGCGAGUUAAAGAUCACGGACUUUGGUCUUGCUCGUAUGAUGCCUAAUAAGUCUCAAUCGAGCCUCGAACAGAAUUCGGAUGAUGAAAUUUCCAUGAUGACAGAGUAUGUGGUCACACGUUGGUAUCGACCACCAGAGCUCAUGCUGGCACCCAGUGGCAGCUACGAUGGUGCUGUGGACAUGUGGUCCGUAGGCUGCAUUUUUGGAGAACUAGUCUCACGCAAACCUCUGUUCCCUGGAACCGACUUUAUGGACCAGCUCAAAAGAGUCUUCCAGGUGCUUCCAGUUCCCGAGCCAGAAGAUCGAGGCUACACCAUUGAAAAAAGCGCUCUCAAAUUCUUAUCCUCACUACAUCCGCCUGCACCUGGUGCUCUGGAAGACAAAGUAGGCGAGACAGCAGGUCCUCAGGCUCUGGAUUUGCUACGGCAAUUGUUGAGCUUCAAUCCUAAGAAGCGAAUCUCAGCAGAUGACGCACUGGAACACCCGUUUUUUAAAGGCAUUCGAGACGAGUGGGGCGAAAUCACCCCAUUGCACCUCCCCCACUCGCUUGAGCUCGCCUUUGAGACAGAGUCCUUACCACUCGCGACACUGAAGCAGUACAUUUGUGAUGAGGUACUCGCAUUUGCUGAUCCAUCAACCAACCGUCAACCAGAGCCGCAACAACGCGAGCCCCAGGCUGCCAAAAUAGAGAAAGCUAGAGCACCGAACGGACCGGCAGUAGACAGCAAUGGUACACCCUUAGCAUUGACAAAUGACGGUCCUCCCGGCUCGGGCUUCACGCUCAAUGAAUACACUUUCAAUGUGCCAGCGAAGUACAAACCGCUGCGAAUACUCGGAGGAGGCUCUGACCGGAUUGUGUGCGCCUCCACAGACACCGAGACGAAGAGGAACGUCGCAAUCAAAAAGAUCACACCAAUGGCUGGUGAUGAAGGGGUUGCUAAGGACACUCUGCGUGAAAUUCGACUCAUGCGGUACUUCAGCAAGCAUCCCAACAUCGCAUCGUUGGAGAAUUUGAGUACAUGCAUCAAGAAAGACGAGCUUUACUUAAUGACGGACCUCGCAGACACUGAUCUUCAGCGCCUCAUUCGGAGCAAGACCAAGCUCGGAAAAGCACAUAUUGCGGCUAUCAUGUACCAACUUCUUUGCGGGACUCAAACAUUGCACGAAAAUGGCGUCUUGCACCGCAACCUGAAACCAGGUAAUAUCCUUGUGAGCAAAAACUGCGACGUCAAGAUCACGGACUUUGGUCGUUCUUGUUACAUUUCGCCUAACGACCGAGCAUCACCAACAUCAGUCCAAGAAGGACAGCAAUCGCGACACACGGUCGAUAAAACGCAGUCGCUGAUGACCACUCGCUGGUAUCGACCGCCAGAGAUUAUGCUGGCACCUACGGACACCUACAAUAAAGCGGCGGAUAUGUGGUCGAUUGGGUGCAUCUUUGGCGAGCUGCUUAAUCGUCGACCGAUGUUUCCAGGAACAGAUUUCGUUGAUCAGCUGUCACGCGUUUUCAGAGUGCUAUCCGUGCCACCGCGUAACAAGCUUGGCUAUGAAGUCGAGGACGACGCGUUAACAUUCCUUGAGACCUUGCCGCCUUGCUCACCGUCAACACUUGACAAACUGUUCCAUCAUGCCUCACCAGAAGCUGUAAAUCUACUGCAACGACUGCUGUGUGUGAAUCCUGCCCGCCGUAUUUCGGCGAAAGAGGCUUUAGCACACCCGUACUUCACGACUAUCAGGGCCCACCUUGGAGAACCUCCAGUCUUUUGCCUUGAAAAGAUUUUUGACUUUGAGUUCGACGACCAGGAGUUCUCACUCACUCACCUGAAGACUCUUAUUCAGAACGAAGUCAAGUUACUGCAAAACCAUGAUCUUUCAUCACCGAUUCCUGUCCAUAAAUCUAAUGAAGAUGCAGACCAACAACCUGAGGACUUCGACGACGACGACGACGACGACGAUGAUGAUGACAGGAAUGAGGACGUCCACGUGCAAAAAACUGACUCACCUGCGACCAAAUGUGGUGUGAGACAUGAUCAGUGCGAGGAAGCAAAGCAAACGAAGGCGACGAGAGCUCGUUGGGACGUCUACGGGCCCACAGGACCGGAAAAUGACUCGAAGGUUCACCAGACGUCAUCUCUCCCCACCUUUACAACAGCCACUUUAUGUUUGUUGACACGUUCCAUGAAAAGUGACGCUUUACGAGGUCCUGAGCGUGUAAGUUCGCCCGUCAUUGCUGCAACUGCUUCGUCACGUGCCGCCGACGAUACUUUUACGAAACAUAGUAUCUAA
Molecule: messenger RNA, 2778 nt
Organism: Peronospora farinosa
Lineage: Eukaryota; Oomycota; Peronosporomycetes; Peronosporales; Peronosporaceae
Source: the annotation of a GenBank genome assembly